UCCCACCCGUGUCUAUGCUUUCGUUUUCACCGAACCCCCUCUCGCCCCUCAACUUAGUGCAUCCUGUUGUCUCUCUCUCCCCACCACCAUUUCCUCCUCCUCCUACAUUUCGCUAACGUGCGCCAAUUUUAGCAGAAUAAAAAGGGGGGAGGCACGGUCUAAAGAGGACCGGACCACCCCUCCUCCUCUCCCUAAAGUAUCAAAGGCUCAAAGCCAGCUUAACUUAAAAUAAGUGAAAAAAAGGGGAAGAAUAUAGAGAAAUUUUCAGACACGCCUUAUCACUGCUGUCGCUCUGGGUGUCCUGCUAACGUGCGCUGUAACCCCACAGUGGUGGGUGGGAAAGAGAGAACAGAGGCCUGAGACUCUUUUAUUUCGUCAUCUGUGUGUUUCUGCUUAGCUAUCGUUCACUGUGUUAGGGCUGGAGGUGAAAAAUGGGUGUUUGGGGUGUGGUGCUAGUGUGCUUGCUAAUAUGCGCCAGAGUGCCGUCGUCGUGGUCAGAUCCGGACGACGAAGCGUGCCUGACGCACCUCAGUGAAUCCCUCGAAGACCCGACCAAGUCGCUCCAAAACUGGACCAAAUCGACCUUCGCCAACGCCUGCAGUGGCUUCACCUCAUACCUACAGGGCGCCACCUGCAACAAUGGGCGAAUCUAUAAGCUCUCGCUCACCAACCUCUCUCUCAGAGGCUCCAUCUCUCCCUACCUUUCCAACUGCACCAAUCUCCAAUCCUUAGACCUCUCCUCCAACUCUCUCACUGGACCCAUCCCCUCCGACCUCCAAUCCCUGGUCAACCUCGCUGUCCUCAACCUCUCAUCCAACCACCUCGAUGGAGAGAUCCCUCCUCAGCUCGCCUUUUGCGCCUACCUCAACGUCAUCGAUCUCCACGAUAAUUCCCUCUCUGGCCCCAUUCCCCAGCAAUUUGGGCUUCUCGUGCGCCUCUCUGCUUUCGACGUUUCCAAUAAUCGGCUUUCCGGUCCGAUACCGCCCAAUCUGGGCAACCGAAGUGGUAAUUUUCCGAGAUUCAAUGCAAGUUCCUUCGAAGGGAAUAAGGAUCUCUAUGGCUACCCUUUGGCUCCUUUGAAAAGCAGAGGGUUAUCGAUUUUGGCCAUCGUUGGGAUCGGACUCGGAAGUGGGUUUGUGAGUUUGGUGCUUAGUUUCACCGCUGUGUGUAUAUGGUUGAGAGUUACAGAAGAGAAGAUGGCUUCUGAAGAAGGGAAGAUUAGUCAACUCAUGCCUGAUUAUUGAGCUCAAAAUGCUUCAAAUUUCAGGGUAGAGGUCGGUCCAUGGAUGUAGCCAAUGACUGGAUCCACAUGGCUCCCAGCCACCUCGAAUGGCGUGGCCCAUAAUGGGUUUGAGCAUCCAAAUGAUGGGCCCUUCGAAUAAUGAGUUCUGCACAUGUUUCUUCUCGCUGACACGGUUCGUCUUUUUCUGAAUGUAAUGGGCCACGUCCCUCCAAAUGGGCUGAAGCUUAUCCAACUGGACCUGACCCGCAAAAACUGACCACGUCUUUCCGAUUCUAAAAUGUGCAUUUUGCCAUUAUUUUCAUUUCCAAAAAAUAAAGAACCUCUUAUUAUUUAAAUAUGAUUUUAAAUUUUGAUUCAAAA
Messenger RNA from Vitis vinifera (wine grape), 1603 nucleotides. RefSeq names its product receptor-like protein 44. Bases 432 to 1244 code for a protein of 270 amino acids. NCBI's taxonomy places the organism in Eukaryota, Viridiplantae, Streptophyta, Magnoliopsida, Vitales, Vitaceae. Gene Ontology annotation, molecular function: protein binding. The record is from RefSeq and is a predicted model, not a curated record. The transcript has 2 exons.